AUGUUAGAAAGUCUGCGGAAUGGCGAGCUCCUAUUGGCUGCCGCCCGCCUGUAUAAAGAGCCGCAGUGGCAAAUUCAAUCAGAUCAACUGCGAGCAUCCUCAGAGAACCGGACGUCGUGAGGCUCGGUCACACUGGGACGAUUUCUGGGCUGUUUUGCUGCUUGUUUUUAACAUUUUCUGAAACAAAAAACUAAAACACUGAAUCAUCGUGAACACCAUGAAGGAAAGGAGAAACACACAGCCGCUGGUGGUGAGGUGUAAACUCGUUCUUGUGGGAGACGUUCAAUGCGGAAAAACGGCGAUGUUGCAAGUCCUGGCGAAGGAUUGUUACCCAGAGACAUACGUGCCCACCGUGUUUGAAAACUACACAGCCUGUCUGGAGCUGGAGGAGCAACGAGUGGAGCUCAGUCUGUGGGACACUUCAGGUUCUCCGUACUAUGAUAAUGUGAGGCCCCUGUGCUACAGUGACUCAGAUGCAGUUUUGCUGUGUUUUGACAUCAGCCGUCCCGACACUGUGGACAGCAGUCUGAAGAAGUGGAAAACUGAGAUCCUGGAUUUCUGUCCAAGCACACGUAUCCUGCUCAUUGGCUGUAAGACUGACCUGCGCACAGACGUCUGCACACUGAUGGAGCUGUCCAAUCAGAAGCAGACCCCCAUCACCUAUGAGCAGGGUUCUGCUAUGGCCAAGCAGCUGGGCGCAGAGGCUUACCUGGAGUGCUCAGCAUUCACCUCGGAGAAAAGCAUCCACAGUGUGUUCCGCACCGCAGCAAUGGCCUGCAUCAACAAGCUGCAGCCUCUCCCGAAGACCAGCCCCACCCGCCGCCUCUCCAAAAGACUUCUCCACCUGCCUAGCAAGUCAGAUUUGCUCUCCUCCACCUUCAAGAAGGAGAAGGCCAAGAGCUGCUCGGUCAUGUGAGUGUGGAGACCUCUUGGCUUACAGUCAUAACAUGCGACCCCAAGCCCCUGCCUCUUUGGUCUCGGGGAAGGGGGGGUGGGCACGAUGGUUUUAUCAGGGCUUCCUGCUGAAUCCUUCCCUCACCCCCCCGGAAACCAAACACCCCUCAGAAGAGGUGGACACCUCGCUGUCCACUUACUCCUGAACCUUUUAGCGCACAUCCGUCUAUUUCCACUACUGUUUAUCUUGCUUUCAAACAAACAAUAUCAGUCGAGGUUUGAUCAUUGAGCUCUCAUUUUUCACCUGUGAACAGUAUGCAACUACAAUGGUGUUAAAUCUGUCUGAUUUUACUAUCUCUAGGCACAUGUUGAUUUUGUCCAAAUUGGAAAUGUGCAACGUGUGACGUUUAAUCUUGUGAUGUAAAUGCCUCUCAGACAAUUCAAUGGAUAUUUUUCUAACUACAAAAAUAUAUCUAGCAUGAAACUGUCAGGAAUUAGCAAAAUCCUGUACAUCCCUCUUAGUAAGGUGUGUGAGGUGUGAAAUAGCUUGUCGCUGGUGUCCCCAUUUAGGCUGUGAAACCACAGAGAUGUAGUAGUGGGACAAACCACAGUGAGAGCUAUUACAAGCUGUUCUCAUUGUCUCAGUGGUGAUGAGAGCAGGGAUAAGAGCUGUGAGUGCACACUGUUGUGCAGACAGCAGUCUAGACUAUUUCAACCCGCAUGGAUUGUUGAUGCAUGGUUGUGUAGCUCUGGACAGCACUGCUCCACACGCUUUCAGUGGACUAAGUGGAAGAGGCUGAUGAGGUUCUGUGUGUACAAACCGAAAUGAGGACACGCAAAAUGGAGGGACGUUUAGUUGGGCUUCCGGUCUCUCUGCUGUCACAGGUGGAGUCUAUUUUAAAACACUAUUUUGGUAAUGGGACAUUUUAAUAGAUAAGAAAAGAUGCUUUUGAUGUGACCAGGAGAUUAAACACAAACAGUUAAAUGCCAAGCAUUAUUUAUGAUGCUGUGGUGGGUUAGUGAUGCCAGUCAAGAUGUUGUGAGGCAUAUUUAAAAGCAUGAGGUAACGCCUACCAAAGUCAGGCUAACUGCUAAUGGGAAAACCAAGUUUGUAGUUUUCAAAUAUUCUUUGGAAAAGAUUUGUAGCAUUGUAUUGUUGAGAGUUUUUCAACAAUUCUCAAACGGUAUGCAGUUUUGAAAAAAUGCCUUUCAUAUCAUGCUCCCAGAAGUCAUUGAGAGUUUUUGACUACUGUAAUCUGCCUGUGGAUAUCUCUGAUUUUCAACAAUCCAAUGUAGCACUCCCAACCUGACUCGACUCUUCCAAGAUGACUCAAGUUUUUGUGUCGUACACCCUUGUUAAUUGACCUCCAAUAAGCAGCACUUACUGUGGGUUACAGUGACUACAGAGCAAAAAUUGGACCCAUUUCUGAGCUUAAAUCUUUGGCUUCAUGGUUAUGUGUGUGUGCAGCAUUGAUCUCUGUGCUUCUAACCAUAAAGCAAUAAUGAUUUAAUAGCUUGUGAUGCAAGGUAACCUGUGUGGCAAUAAAGAUGCAGCUUUGUGAUUACUGUCAUGCUAUAGCGCUCCAUGGACAUCCAUGUAAUAGACUGAAACCACCUAUGCUGUACAAAGAGGCUGCUGAUCUGUGCUUGCCCCUCCUCUUCUGUGUAAGUAGCCGGUAUAUAAAAUAACCAAUGAUGAUGUCGUGCUAUGAAAUGGAUCAGAGCAUGUGAAUAAGAGGGAACAAUGCUCUUUGAGAUGGAAAUGCUAGACUUUGCUGUCAAUUUUACAUAAUCACAUUUUUAGAAAAGGAGUCAGUAGGAUCUACGUAAACUGCUUGAGUGAGUUGAAGUGCAGCAUAUGCUUGUAAAAUUGGAAAAAGCUACUUGGAAACCCUCAAAAGUCUUACAAUCAUGUUGUAAAAAGGGCUAGUGUGUGGAAAAAGGAAAUAAUGCAGGACUAAGGAGAACAAGUAAUCAAGAUGCACAGGCUGGCCCUGUCCAAAGAAAGCUAUUUUUUCAUAAUUUGUUUUUAUGGUUGAUGUGUAUUUUGGUUUUCUUUCCUUUCAUUUUUUUUACAUUUUUUUUAAAUGUUAUUUAAAAGCAUGAUGUGAGUCCUGGUGUUGUGUCAGAAAUAUCUCCCUGAGAUGGUUGUAGCGGCUGUAUGAAGCUGUGGACUGCCCUGGGUAGUCGGAGGAACUUAAAGUGGUGAUUUGCACAAAGGCUUCCAGUUCAUGGUCACACACCAAAUUCCUCAGCAUUGCCUAGCAACAAUUCAGCGUAGGAAACAGAGACUGGCUCUUGGGUUGGUUGUGUGGACAGAGAAGGUUGGCUCACAAGCAGACAUCCCCACAUUCAUUAUUACAGCAUCAGUUAUGUAUUUAUUGCCAGGCUUGUUUGAAAAGAAACACUUCUUUAUAUUUUUCUUUGGGUUAGGGAGCUAAUGCCAGGCCUGCCGAACAUGAGCUAGAUGGUCAGUUAAUAUGCAGCCUUUGUGUUGUAGUCAGUGUGUGGUACAGUGGUGCAGUCAAACUCCUAAAGCAUGUCCUAUUGAAGUUGUAUGAUUGUACAUACUGUCUCUUGUUUUAUAAUCAUUGUAAGACAUCAUCAGGGAUGUCACAUGAAAAUAUUGUUGUUGAUGUGAAUAUUUAUUUGGUAGCCAUUUUUGCCUUUUUUGAUUGACAUGUAAAUUUUUUUGUUUAAAAUCUAUUUUGGAAAUUGAAUUUUAUUUCCUUUUUUUUUUUUUUUGAUUUGUUUUUUUUUUGGUUUGUCUGUUUGUUUCU
This is a messenger RNA of Scatophagus argus, 3674 nucleotides long. It is a transcript of the gene rnd1b, whose product is annotated as Rho family GTPase 1b. Gene Ontology annotation, biological process: small GTPase-mediated signal transduction. The coding region runs from base 218 to 916 and encodes 232 amino acids. Lineage: Eukaryota; Metazoa; Chordata; Actinopteri; Scatophagidae. The record is from RefSeq and is a predicted model, not a curated record. The transcript has 5 exons. Gene Ontology annotation, molecular function: GTPase activity; GTP binding.